Molecule: messenger RNA, 3304 nt
Organism: Linum trigynum
Lineage: Eukaryota; Viridiplantae; Streptophyta; Magnoliopsida; Malpighiales; Linaceae
Source: the annotation of a GenBank genome assembly
AGAAAAAUGAUUACGUGAAUCAUAGCUAUAUUAAAUCUAUGUCUAAACUUUAACCCGAAAAAUGCAUUAGAUUAGUGAGACCAUGAGAGAAAAAUAUGACGAAAUAUCUUAAUUUUCUAAUAAGUAUGGUUAUAUACGACAUAAAUAUUUUUUGGAUACGAACUCAUAUCAAUAGUUGGAACACGGGUUGGGUUGGGUUCUACGGGUUGUGUAAUCCAAAACCCAAACCCAACCCAAAAGAGACGGGUUGUAGAAAAGAAAACCCUCACCCAACCAAAAACCUUAGUUUUAGCGAUAAAUACGAGUGGGUUGAGUCGGGUUGGACGGGUGGGUCGGUUUGCGGGUGUGUAAACCCUAGUUGAAAACGUAUGAUACGUUAGUGCUAUUGAUAAUUCAGUCUGCUUUUGACCCAAAUAAAAUCCCAAGUCCCCCACCAUAGUAUUUGUAAUGAAUCACUUGCGCACUUCCCUUGGCCCUUGCAGACAAAUUUGCUUACAUAUUCAAAUCUCUCUUGUCGUGUCUUUCGUCUCUUUCAACCCAAUGCGCUCAGUCGAUUGCAAACCACCCGAUAAUUCCAACCUAACUUAUAAUCGAAAAGGCAGGGUGAUCUCUAUGUAAAACCUACACCACUGCUCUGUUAUCUCCGCCAACCCAAUUCUCAUCACUCAGCGCCGAUGGGGACGGAGGGUUAUGCGACGGAGAACAAUGAGCUCGAUAAAUGGGGUUUCAAGCCUAACAGAGAUCUCACCGCUGCUUCUGAAAUCACAGUACGUGGUGUUCUCACCACUCUAUUGGGGAAGGUCGAUAAGGAUGACAAAAGAUCUAUAGUACCCCUCGGCCAUGGCGACCCUUCUGCUUUCCCCUGCUUCAGAACCACCUUAGCUGCCGAAGAUGCGGUGGUUGAUUCCUUUAGAUCGGCCAAGUUCAAUUGCUAUGCCCCUACUGUUGGUAUUGUUCCAGCGAGGAGGGCUGUCGCAGAAUACCUGAACCGUGAUCUCCCAUACAAGUUAUCUGAAGAUGAUGUCUUUCUCACACUUGGAUGCCUUCAAGCAAUUGAAGUUGCAUUAACAGUCCUCGCCCGACCUGGUGCAAACAUUUUGUUCCCAAGGCCAGGUUUCCCUUACUACGAAUCACGUGCUGCAGUGUGUGGCCUUGAAGUUCGUCACUUCGAUCUAGUUCCCGAAAGAGGGUGGGAGGUGGAUCUCGAAGCUGUUGAAUCUCUGGCAGACAAGAAUACUGUUGCAAUGGUUGUUGUAAACCCUGGAAACCCAUGUGGAUGUGUCUACAGCUACGAACAUCUAAAGAUAGUUGCAGAGACAGCUAAAAAGCUUGGAAUACUGGUGAUUGCUGAUGAAGUAUAUGCACAUCUCACGUUUGGUAGCAAGCAGUUUGUGCCAAUGGGUGUGUUUGGAUCAAUUGUGCCUGUCUUGACACUUGGGUCAAUCUCCAAGAGAUGGAUUGUUCCUGGCUGGCGACUUGGUUGGCUUGUGACUACUGAUCCGAACGGAAUCCUCCUCAAAACUGGGAUGGUUGACACGAUCAAGGGCUAUCUGGAUAUCUCCUCAGAUCCUCCAACUGUCAUUCAGGGUGGAGUUCAACAACUAAUCGAAAAUACGAAGGAGGACUUCUUCUUGAAAAUUAGAAGCUUGUUGAAAAAGGCAGCGGACACAGGUUAUGACAGGCUUCAAGACAUUCCUUGUGUUACCUGCCCAAUGAAACCAGAGGGUUCCAUGUUCGUUAUGGUAAAGCUGAACUUGUCGAAACUGGACGACAUUGAAGAUGACGUCGACUUCUGCGUCAAGCUGGCUAGAGAGGAAUCAGUGAUAGUGCUGCCAGGAAUAGCUGUAGGUCUGAAGAACUGGCUUCGUGUUACUUUUGCAAUUGAACCUUCUGCCCUUGAGGAUGGCCUUGAUAGGAUGAAAGCCUUCUGUAAAAGACAUGGCAAGAAGCAAUAAUUUACCGAGUAAAAUUGGAUCAACAGCUGGAAGUUGAUCCUCAUCCAUUCCAAUCAUGAGCGCUCUGUGGGGAAGUUUUUAAUUUUCAUGUGUAGCAAGCAAUAAGUUUGGAUCCCAAACAAUCGUCAACUGUUGUCGACUGGAUCAACAUUCAAUGUUGAUCCUUAUGGUAUGGACAUGAGUUGUGUGAUUUGAUUUCUUCUUUCUGUUCUCUUAGUUGAGAACUGGAAGUAGUUGAAGAACAUUCUACCCGUUUGUAAUAAAGAAGAACAGAGAUGAUCAACUUCGCGUUGGCUCUCGAUUGAAAACUCUGCUCUUGAAAGUUCCACAGAUUGCACGUUCUUCACUUAUCCAUGAGAAUUAUUCCUGCAGUUUGACGGGUUCGGAGCUGCCUUUGUUCCCACGCCAUGACACUCUUUAGAUUUGAGAUUGCUGAGUAAAACAGGUUAAGCUCAAUUGCUACUCUACUACCAGGAAUGAAAGAAGAGAAGAACGGAACGGCACUCUUUAGAUUUGAGAUUGCUGAGAAAAACAGGUUAUACUCAAUUGCUACUCUACUGCCAGAAAUGAUAGAAAAGAAGACAUGUUCUCAUGUCACUAAAAGAUAACUCAAUUGUUUGAACUCUACGAAUAUUCGAACCUGAAAGUGAUAUGUAGCAUGUGGAAGUAAGCUAAUUGAGCAACCCACCCGACCCAUGAGUCCAAUCACUUCAACCCGAUUACUCAUAAUUCGAUUGAGCCAUAGUUUGACUUACAUGUAACUCGAUUGACCUAAGUAACUAGAUUGCCCAAAUGAUCUAUUAUAUAUAGUACAAACUACAUGAACAUUAAAAUAUCAUUAACUUAAAACCAUUUAGAAAAGUUGGUCGUCUAUAGAAGAAUUACCCAAAAGGGUAUGCCGACUUUCAACUUUCAAGUCAUCGUGAUUUGGAGAAAACAAUUAAUCGCUACCACAAAACGGUCAACAGGAUGACACACUUACAACGGGACUCAACCAUGACAAAUGAAAUGAUCAACCACUUAUAUGUUGUGGUCGACCUGAUGACGAAAAUGUUAAUGUUUAGAUCAUGGUAAAGGAAACCGUACCGGACAUCAUAUCGGAUUCCUUUCUGGUAUGGUAUUUUGUGGUACGACCGUGGUUCAACCGUUUUGUACCGGUAAAUACCGUUUAUGUAAUAAUAAAAUAUAUUUUUGUCAAAAAACCGUGUCGGCAAAAUCAGAGUACCGUUCCGGAGUAAAACCGGAAUAAUAUCGAAUAUACCGAAUAUAAAAUAAUAAAGUAUCAAAAAGAGGAACAUACUGUAACAAUCAACAAAGUGUAACAUACUGAAUAAACUACAUUAUCGUUC